Messenger RNA from Mesorhabditis belari, 1425 nucleotides. The record is from the annotation of a GenBank genome assembly. NCBI's taxonomy places the organism in Eukaryota, Metazoa, Nematoda, Chromadorea, Rhabditida, Rhabditidae.
GCUUGCGAGCUUGGCAAUCCGUACUUCAAUAUGAUCUCAUCAGUGUUCUCCUUUUUCAUCCCAUGUCUAGCAAUGAUUGUUCUCUAUACAAUCAUCUUCCGACGGCUGAGGCAAAGAGAGCGCGCGAGGACGUUAAGACAAGCUUCAAAGGCCGACUCAGAUCACAUUUCGAACGCUCUUUUGAGUCAAUCGGCUCGUUUCGCUCGCCAAAUGGGCACCCACUUCAAGCAGAAAGCUGAUCAAAUUUUGCUAGAGAUCAGUUUUCAGACUUCUUCAUAUCCAACGAAUUCCGAUUCAAGUGAUGAAGGGUCGAUGACGAGUCCAUCGAGUCCCGAAGACUUGGAGGUGCCAUUACCCACUCCUGAAUCUCAUGUGUCAAUAAAAUUGCCAGUUGAAGAAAAAACGAGUCUCAUUCGCUGCACGGACACAACAAUCGGUUUGAGGAAAUUAUCGGCUCCUGAGCUGAAAUCUUCUAUAAAAAAUUCUCCAUCUCUGACUUUCAAGCAGUCACCAACUAAAGAAGAGCUGCAACGACUUCAGGAAAGUCUUCAAGAAAUGCACACUCGGUAUGAAUCGAGUGCCGCUUUAACAUUAAGAUCAUUUGGUGAAGAAAUCGGUGAACUUUUCCCAUUCAUAGAUAGCGGGAAUCACAGCAGGAAAACCUCAUCAAGUCACGAUGAGGCAUUGCAAGUGAACAAGAAGAGGAUAAGGAGAUCGAGACGGGAUACAAGUACGGGUAUUUCUCGAGCCAACGGUGGAUCGAUGAGAGAAAAUCGAACGCCGACUUUCACCAAAAAUGGUGACAUUUCGAAAGUUCCUACGGUGAACACAGCCACUUCAACAACCCAAGAUGCCAUUGAUGCAAAUGGAAUUCACAAAAAUCAUUUACAUCCAAAGAUUCAUAUCCCGAUGGAGAGACUCAAUCUGAGUAAUGGAACGAGUGGGAACUCAUUGUCCGAGUGCGCCAUCACGACAAAGGGAGCCUCGACCGAGAUGACUUUUGGGGAGAAUAUGCGAAGCUACAAGAAUGAGCUGUGGAAGAGAGUGACAGCUGGUUGGAAAGCUCGCCCCUCCCGUCACCUCGUCAAAAAGGCCACCAAACAGAUGAAGAGAGAGCAAAAAGCGACAGUGACUCUAGCUGUUGUGCUUGCUGUUUUCCUUUUCUGUUGGCUUCCGUUUUUCACGUUGCACUUAGUGAAUUCCCUGUGUGCGAUCAAUUCGUCAAAAGGAGAGGGUUGCAUUCCGAAUAUGGCCAUGUUUUUCACCACUUGGCUUGGAUAUGUCAACUCCUCACUGAACCCUCUCAUCUACACGGUUUUCGAUCAACGUUUCCGAAACGCUUUCCGCAAUAUUCUUCUCUGCGGUGGGUGCUUUCCUGUCCCCCGGAGUGCCAAAAAUUGUGAUCUCACUGCUCUUUUUUUCUUU